UCUCUGGUCCCAUAGCUUUCGUCAUCCAGUUCAUGAAUUUUGAAGCAUUGGCUGAUGAAGCGCCCGGACCCGCCUGCUUGUACUCCAGGAAAUGAUGAUGUCAUCAGAGAAUUCUUCGGCGGCCGGCGCGGCGGACGACGAGUCGAGGCUGGAGCCGUGGCGCGAGCUCUUCCGCGAUCGCGACAUCUACGACGUGAUCAGCAAAGCCAUCCUCGUCGCCGCCACCGACUCGCCGCAGGAGUUCCGGCGCCGCCGUGACGGCAUCGUGGAGCAGAUAUACACCGCGCCGACCGUGCCGGUUCCGCAGGGAAGGGCCGCGGGCGAGCGCAGCGGCAGAGCAGCGCUGGAGGUGUCGGAUAAGGGAAGCAAAGUGGCGAGCUGCACGGUCGUCGCGCCAGCAGAUGAAGGUAACAACAGCAAGAAGAAGGGCACCGCCGCUGCCCAUCAUCAGCACGCAAAUGGCAACGGUGACAGCGCCGACACUGACGCCUUCGGUGCGAGUGGGAUGGACUGGCUGCAGUCUCUUGCUGAAGAGAUGGACGCAGAAACCCAGCAGAUCGAUGAGGUUCUUCGGAUCAAGGAAAUCCUCCUGAAUCACCAUGAGCUGUCAUCUGACACCUUGUUCGAUUCACUGAGGAGGCUACAGCUGAUGCAGCUCACUGCGGAUAAAAUCAAGAGUACUGAAAUUGGGGGUGCAAUUGCGGCAAUGAGGAAGCACAAGUCACAUAAAAUCAGGAUGCUUGUGCACAAAAUCGUCAAGGACUGGAAAGCUAUCGUUGAUGAUUGGGUUGCUGCUACAAAAGCUACGAUGGAUAGUGGCUCAAAUAAACAUAUGGAUACAUCGGAUACAGUUAGCACAGAAGAUGGAGGACUAGCUACUCCACCUAUGGACAUUGGAGCACUCUAUCUUGUGAGCCAUGGAACAGAAAUCCAAAAUGUCUCCGAGUUCCUUCACGGCAUGGACGACGACGAUAGGAUAACAGGAAAAAGGAGGCCGUCUAGGAACAUGAGCCCGCCAGUAACACACAAGAAAACGACACAGGAGCAAGGAUCGCAAGCCCCUCGUGUGCGCAUCAAAGUUAGGCACUCUAGUACUGAACACGCACGAUGGGUACUUUCUAAAAGGAGUUCUGUUGAGAAGAAAUCCUUUGAGGAGAAUCAUGGUACAGUUACAAGAAUUUCUCCUGUUCUUGAAGAGGGGGAGCUGCCGUCAGGCCACGUCCUUCUUGAGAAAAAUGGGAUGCCAACCCAAUCAUCAGCUGGACCGGAGGUAGGGAUAUGGAAGAGGAAGAGGAACGCUCAGUUAACUGAAAUGGACAUGGAUGAGACGAAGCGCAAGCUCCGUGGAGCUUACCAGGAAGCAGAAAACUCGAAACAGAGACGUGCAAUCCAAGUAGUGGAGCUGCGUGACAUUGCAAGAUCGAGAGACAAUAAGCACGUAAUUCGCUGCAGGAACCCUUCCACGAAGUCAAUGGAUCUCACCAACAGGACCCACACGACGAACCCAAGUUAGAUAAUCAAGAGUUGGGAAAAUGAUCGGUGGAAAUGAGAGUAUUAUUGUACUGUUGGUGUUUGUUCCUCUAAAUUAUCUGCUUUUUGGUGAUCCAUGUAGAUUAAUUAUAGUUCUACUGCGCUGUUAGUAUUAUUUAUAUCUCCAAUCUAGACUAGUCGCUUUUUGGUAUUGUGGGAUUACAGUUGUGUAAUCCUUGUUUAGGAGAUUCUUUAGACAGUGAUAUUGUAAACACACGCGAUCACCCAGGAUAGUUUCUCUCACGACGAGUCAAUUCGCUCGUUAUCUCAGACCGACG
Messenger RNA from Zea mays, 1808 nucleotides. RefSeq names its product probable mediator of RNA polymerase II transcription subunit 26b. The transcript has 9 exons. Bases 92 to 1513 code for a protein of 473 amino acids. NCBI's taxonomy places the organism in Eukaryota, Viridiplantae, Streptophyta, Magnoliopsida, Poales, Poaceae. The record is from RefSeq and is a predicted model, not a curated record. Gene Ontology annotation, cellular component: nucleus.